CUCAAAUGGAUAUACAGAUACAAACUUGAUAAGAAUAGUUACUUAACUUCAUUCAAAGCUCGAAUCUGUAUACAAGGAAAUCUGCAAAAAGCAAGCAAUCUUCAAAAUACGUAUGCAGCAACGCUGGCUGUACGCUCCUUUCGCAUACUUAUAGCUGUAGCAGCAUAUUUCGAUCUAGAGAUCAACUAG
Messenger RNA from Cryphonectria parasitica EP155, 189 nucleotides. RefSeq lists its product as uncharacterized. The annotation marks the transcript as partial. NCBI's taxonomy places the organism in Eukaryota, Fungi, Ascomycota, Sordariomycetes, Diaporthales, Cryphonectriaceae. The transcript has a single exon. The record is from RefSeq and is a predicted model, not a curated record.